AUGGUGGAAGCACGAUGGUUCUACGGUGCGUACACGCCAACUUUGGAAGAAUAUUUGGAAAAUGCAUGGAUUUCAGUGGGUGGCCAUGCAGCAAUGGUUCAUGCUUGUCUUCUUCUCGGAUCCGACGUUGACAAAGCUUGCCUUCUUGAUAGCUUCAAGACUGGCUGGGAAGUCAUUUACUGGGCUUCUCUCAUUGCCCGUUUGAACGAUGACUUGGGCACAUCGAAGGCUGAGAUUGCGAGAGGAGACGUAGCAAAAUCCAUACAGAGCUACAUGGUGCAGAAGAAUGCAACAGAAGGAGAAGCAAGGGAUCAUAUCAGAAGCUAA
Molecule: messenger RNA, 327 nt
Organism: Thlaspi arvense
Lineage: Eukaryota; Viridiplantae; Streptophyta; Magnoliopsida; Brassicales; Brassicaceae
Source: the annotation of a GenBank genome assembly